Rotaria sordida is the source of this 533-nucleotide messenger RNA. Lineage: Eukaryota; Metazoa; Rotifera; Eurotatoria; Philodinida; Philodinidae. The record is from the annotation of a GenBank genome assembly.
AUGAUAACACGAAUAAUAUUGUUGGGCAGUGCUGUGCUAUUGGCUUAUGGUAUUCAUCGUUUUUGGGCUUUACUACCUAUAACUAGUGGAUAUGGAUCUAAAUACAUUUGUUCAGCCGUAUUUAUAGGCGAUCAUAAUGAAGAACAACGUAAAGAAGAUCUUGAUUUUCCUUCUAUGAAAUAUGUAACGUAUAAUAUAAAUUAUACUGAUUCCUCGGUAAGUAGUUCUGUAUUUGGAUUUGCUCAAACAAAAGCAAUCUGUCGAAAUGGACUUGGUGCAACAUUAAUUAAUGAAUUAACAGAAGAACAAAUUCGUAGUCAAACAUUCAAUUUAGCAAUAUCAUCUGAUAUAAAUCAAGAUGAUAUUCCAUGGCCUAUGGGUAAUAAAAUAGAUGAUCAGAGUAUGCCAUCAAAUAUCAAUCAAUCAAAAUUAGAAAAUGCUAUUAACAAUAUGUUUAUUGAAAAAUAUUCAAAUAAUCUUAUUCGUACACGAGCUAUUGUUGUUUUAUAUGAUGGAAAACUAAUAGCCGAAAA